Messenger RNA from Hyalella azteca, 8879 nucleotides. RefSeq lists its product as uncharacterized. Gene Ontology annotation, molecular function: zinc ion binding. Lineage: Eukaryota; Metazoa; Arthropoda; Malacostraca; Amphipoda; Hyalellidae. The transcript is spliced from 11 exons. Gene Ontology annotation, cellular component: mitochondrion. The coding region runs from base 180 to 8261 and encodes 2693 amino acids. The record is from RefSeq and is a predicted model, not a curated record. Gene Ontology annotation, biological process: mitochondrion organization.
UGGGUGAGGUGGUACGUUGAAUGUCGCUCGCGAUGACUGUCUUUUGCGUUCCACCGGUACCCAACUGUUGCCACUUUCCAAACGCGGUGUGCAGCUGUGCAAGAAUCAGUUGUAAUGUAUGCCUUUAUAGAGCAGUGCCUUUUUUAUUCUGAGUUUAAUUGUGAUAAUUAUUUAUCAAAAUGCCGUUAAUCAAACGUCAAAUAUAUCCUAUUUAUUUGUCGCGGAGGAGGGAUGAUGACCUGACAGAUCUUUCACUUGAAGACGCGGCUUCAAAUGAGGUUCAAACCUCUCGCUCGUACGACGACUACAACCUUACGGCCGUAUCAAAUACAACACUAUGCGGUGCAUUGCAACAACUCGGAUGUCUAUUAUCUGCUGCUAAAGAUAUUUCCACAGAAUUGCAAGUAGAAUUCGAUGAUCUGGUUGGUCGGGCGGUUCGACUUUCUUCCAGACUUGCUAAGCUAACGGACAAAGUGGAAGCCUUUAACCCGAGAGAUGUUCCCAUCCCUGAAGGCGACCUACGAAGUUUCAGUAAGCGCACUUCUUUUUUCCGAUCGAACCAUUCAACGACCUUAUCUCAACCUUCACCACCACUCUUGGCCGCGUCCUCAUCACAUCACACCUGUGGACCACCAAGCACCACUUCCACUAGUGGUGUUAGCGUUACACCUGGUGUCAGUAGGAGUGUCAACACGAGUGUCGAAGAAUCCAUUCACGACGUCACUAGCAGCAGCAUUGGCGGUGACGAUGGUUUCUCCCGUUUGCAUUUGGUCACCAACACGAACAGCAUCGAUCGAAAACUUUUCUUCAAGAACAAAAAGAAAAAGAGUACGAAAGUUUCACGGCCUUUGUUCCCAUAUUCACACGUACACCCGCAACCACCACAUUUACACAACACAAGUAACGCCGGCAGCAGCACCACUCUUCAGAGCUGUACUCUGAAUACCACCCUGAAUCAUUCGAGCAUCACCUUGAACGUCACCACCAACACCACACUCAACACCAUCGCUGCCAUUAACAACAUCAAUAUUUCAAAUUCUAUUUUCGGGGCUCCGACUGGGGCUUUGUUCACCAAGACAUCCAGGCCUCCUGACAUCGAGAGGCUCUACCUGCAUGCUGGCGACACUCCUCUGCAUUUCAUGCGCUCUAUGGGCCUUAGGAGGAACGACGGCGUGCGCAGCUCUCGGUACUAUACCUGUGAGCCUGUCAUGGGUGACUCGCUUAAACGAGAGCGCUACAAGAAACUCAACCUCGACAUCGAGACCAGGCGGCCUGCCAGCUUCGAUGCUCUGCGGGACUGGUGCUCCGACGACGACAGCUUAGGAGGCCACGAAGACCUCUCACUCUAUCCUGUGUCUCCCUCUGCACCUCCACGGCCUCGCAUAUUCUUAAAUAAAACUUCACCACCCACUAAUUCACCGCCGUUACCUUCAACUUCACAAGCUUCGUCUACUUCACAACCUUCAUCUACUUCACAACCCGUUUCCAAUUCUCAGCCACCUCCCAUUUCACAACCUGAAUCGUCAGUUUUAGAACCUCCUUCUGGACCAAUCACCGAUGCUCCAUCUUCAAGCGAUCAACCCUCAACAGCCGCUCAACCUGAAUGUUUAGCCACUGACCAGGUUGACACAACCCACACUUCGGUUGACAGGGUUGAAGAUCAUUCAAAUGACCCGGUUGCAACCCCGGUGUUGCGUAGGAAGCUACCACGACCGGAGCAGUUGUGUCGCGCUCUCUGCAACAGAUACCCGCCAGUUGUUGUACCCAUCGACGUCUCGGGCAAUGGGUAUCGCCGCUUGCAGCAACAACGGCAGCCACUCAUAGAGGUUGAGUUUGUGCGUAGCCGCGCAAGCAGCUCCCGACGGCGUCGCCGUAAGCAGCUGCGUCGGCGCAACACAAUCGCCGACGCGCGAGACGCCGCGUCGCUAGCCGGCCCCAGCGGCAGCGCAGCGACCGCGGGCACCCGCGUGGCCCGCUGCUCCAGCCUCGCCACCCGCACGCGCGCCUCCACCAGGCAGGAUAAACUUGCUGCACUGCACCUGCCUUCUGCUACGAGUGGUAGAGGGGCCUCCUCUUCGCCAUCUGAGGGCUGCUACUCAACAGACGGCCCCUCUUUUGACCCCUCGUACGACACCUCGGAACCUUCGGACUAUUGCGUUCCUGCUGCCAAGAAACCGACCAAGCCCUCGUUGACCCUGGGUGUGGCCGUGGCACUCCCCACCCCUCCUCCCCAGCAUGCCUUCACCCCCCACCGCCGCCUCCCCGCCCGCAGCAACACCUUCAGGGACAACAACGACGACAAUGAAGGUAUUACGACUGUAGUCUUACAUGCCCAACCCGCCACACAAACUGAGCCCCACUCUGACCAACUCGUUCCUCCUGGACGCAACCGACGAGCGACACACACCACCACCUCCCCCGGCCGGCGCUGCGGCGGCACUGAAGCUCUUGCGGUUGAGGCAUCCAAGACCUGCGCUCACGCAGCCAAGCAACGGCCGAAAUUUAGUGACGGAGACGGUGGAUCUAGAGACGAAGGCGCGCGUUCGUCCUCCGGUAACUGGUCUGCAUCGUCGAGCGCCCGCACGUCUCUCGACCUCGACGUGCAUGAGAGCCUCGUCGAGAGAAACCUGAAGCAGUCUCUGUUCGAGACCGCUGACUGGGCCUAUAGAAACCUCGGUAGUCUCGAAACCGAGGGUCUCGAUGUUCUCGGUCUGCAGCUGAUCUCGGAACAUGAGGACACCAACCGAAAUGUGGUAGAAUUUUUAAUUAAUGAUGACAAUGGGAAUGUUUUAGAUAGGCAAGAUUGUAGCGAAAAUCCUACGGUCUCGCUAGAAAAUAACGCAUUAGAUAACGAAACCGCAUUGAACUCUCGGGUGUCUGUAUCGCAACAAGAAAACAGUUGUGACGCAACUCAAACGCAAAACCAAUCACCAGAAAACCAAUCACCAGAAAACCAACCGCCUGAAAACCAAUCACCUGAAAACCAAUCACCUGAAAACCAAUCACCAGAAAACCAAUCACCAGAAGACCAAUCACAAGAAAGUCAAUCUUCUGAAGACCAAUUUCCAGAAGACCGAUCGCCAAAAGACCAAUCGACCGACAACACAAAACUCGAUCAAAAGGACACUGCGCCAGGUCCUGAUGGAGAGAGCAGCCCUCGUUCCCUGACGCCUCCAGGGAAGGACUCUCCCUCGACAUCCUCUGAUCCUGAGCCUGGGAAUCCUUCCGAGUCAACUGCGCCGCAAUCUUCUCCAUCGAGCCACCAACGCAGCACCUCUUGUACUACCGACGACCUGCCCUCGACCUCCUCCUUCACCAGCGAUGGCACUCUGACCCCGACCCAGGAUAUUCAGGAUAUCCAGGACAUUCCUUUCUUUGAUGACGACACAAGUUCGGCUUAUUCCUGCGAUACCGAGGGUUAUUACACUUCCUUCCACAUAGACAGUGGCCUCCGCAACGCCUGUAGUUACGAAGAAACUAACAAGCUGGCGCACAGCGGCAGUGAAUCUGAACUGCCUGGGGGAGGUUUAGGUGCUGGUGGUGGCAGUCGAAGUGCGUCCGGUAGCAUCGCCGGUAGCAUCAGCAACAGUUCCGCUGCGAGUCUCGGUACCGUCAUCAUGCGGAACCCUGAGAAGAAAACUCCCCCUAAACCCCCACAGCGUGUCAGCUCCCUGGACAGAAAAAGCAGCUCUGCCAGCAACAGAGAAAGCAUCAUUACCGUCAUCCACGUGAAUGGGUCCGCGGGGUCUUCUCGAGAGGACUUGGUUGCCAGCAGCGGGUCUGAGGCUGCAGACAGUGGCCGAGAGACUUCCAGUAGUGCAACGGAACCCUCCACUAGUUCCCCAGCAGGGCCGGCAGAGGAUAUUGCUACUGGAGAUGACCGAAAAGACAGCUUUAGGUCCAAGACUGCGAUCAACGCUAGCGGUAUUCCGUCUAUGUGCGUUAUUACGCCUCCUAUUAGCGAUGACGAGAGCGUUAGAUCUGCGGCAGGGUCCAAAGACUCGGGUAGUUCUAACGGGGACGACCCAGCUCUUGGGUCGGUGGCCGCUAAAGCGAUGCUUUUCCAGGGCGGAGCGGUGGGUGCUGGUAGCGGCAGUGUACGGCAAGUUCCCCGUAUUGAGACGUCCAAGGCAUCUCCCAGAACUGACCCACAGCAAACGUCGGCCUCUGAGUCCGCCGGGACUCCACAGUCUUCAUCAGCAUCAAAUAAAGCACCUGUAAAAACCUUGUUCCAUUCCGCGUCUGUUGACUACGCAGUGAAUGUCCGACCAUCAGCCAUAAAACAGUCUGAUUUAACACGGCGUUUGUCAGGGGAUGUUGCACAAAUGGCCCCUAUUCCGGUCGUUCAACCUCCUCCUGUGAUUCCUCAGCAGCGGAUACAAAAAGUUCCCCCACCUCCUCCGCCUAGAGAAGACUCAAUUGAAAAUUCGAGCGGCAGAAGAAUUGCAUCUGACACCACUUCGACGGCACCAACAGCGUCACCUCGCUACGCUCUGCAACAACAACAACAGCAGAUCCACAUGCCCAGCACUAAAAAUACGGAUGAAAUCCAGCCCUUCAGCGCAGUUCCUUCAAGUCUCAAGCAAAACCUAGUCAUCACUCCAACAAAUUCACUGGAACGGAAGAGACUGAAAGCGACUGCUGGGGCCCACGUCACUUUAGACUCCGAAGGUAAAGUGGUUUACUCUUCAGACAGUUUACCGAGAACUCAGAAGCACUAUACAGGACCCGAGAGUUACGGUACAUUACCUGCUGGUGUAGGAGCGGGAGGAGGAACCUUAACAUCUGCAAUUAGCAGCAUUCAACAAAUGCCAUUACCUCCACCCCCACUAGAGGAUGCUCCUGCCAUACCGGAGUUACCUGCGCAGGUCACAAACGCUACGAACAGCUCAGCAGCCGCCCUGCAGCAGCACCAGCAGCACAUACAGCAGCAGCUGCUUCAACAACAGCAGCAAGUCAUGCGUCAAGAACAGGAUGAAAAACUGCAACGUCAGCGGCAAGAAGAGUUGUUGCUGCAGCGGGCCGUGCAGCAACAGAUCGACCAAAGCAAACAAGAGGUGAUACAGCAGCAGUCAGCUUUGAAACAGCAGCAUCAGGAACUGCAGCAGCAGCUUCACGAGACGAGACUCGAGCUGCAGCGGCAGCAGCAGGAGCAGCAGCAGAAGCUGCAGGCUCUGCGGGAGCGACAGGCAUAUCUGCAGUCCAAAACUCCAUCGAAAACUACGGCUGCUGUUCAGCCAGAUAAGAAAUUGACGAAGCAGCAGCAAAAAGAACAAAGUAGCAAAGAGGCAAAACAAAAACAGGAGCAGCAGCGUUUACAGCUGCAACAACAGCAAACGCAGCAGCAGCUUAUUAUUGAACAACAGAAGCAACAGCAGUUAGCCGAACAGCAACAGCAGCUACAGAUACAGAAGCAGCAGCAACAGCAGCAGCUUCAGUAUCAGCAACAGCAGAUACUACAGCAGCAGCAACAGUAUCAGCUACAACAGCAGCAGCACGGUAUUUACGGUACCAGGCAAGACCCUUACCUCUUCCCCUCAAUGCCCCAAAACAACGCGCCGUCUCAAAUUCCCCCUAUCGUUCCUCCUCCUCCCCCUGCUGAUCCCCGUCAGCUCUCUGAUGUCAUGGGUCCUCCUCAGCCUUCUGGGGCUCUUGGGGGAGUUAUAUUACCUUCCACGGGCGCACCCAUGUCCCCACGCACCCAAAGAGCUGGGGCUUAUGUCCAUGUUCAAGGUGGGGAACAGGUGAACCAACUACAGAACUCUCAGUAUCCAGCUCGACCUCACAGCGCCCAGGGGAUGUAUUCUCCCCAACAACAGGGAAGUGGAGCCCCAGGUCCAACAUCUCGGGCGCCAACCCCAAUACAAGGGGCGGUAACAUCUUCGCCUCGUCACUCCCCUUUCAUCCCUGCGAACACUCCUCAGCAACUGCAGCAACAACUUCUGCAACAGCAGCAGCAGCAAUAUGCCUUGCAGCAGCUGCAUGGAUCACAAGGCGCCAUGUACGGUUCGCAACGCAGCCUUCAGAACUUCGGCGUUGUCAACGACACAGCGAGCGGCUUCCCCUUACCCAGCCAGGGUAUGAUCCAGCACCCACGUCUCCCCACCACGGCCCCACCUGGGUACCCAACCCAACCCCUCACCGACAGUGAUAUUUACGGACGAAUUGGCAUGACUCGACAAGUGCAAGUUGGAGGCACACUCCCCUCGGGUUUCGGCCGCCAUCAAAGAGGGUAUACUUCCUUACCUCCCAGUAGACGAGGCCAUAUGCAGUUGCCGGGGGCCGAUGAAGGAAGAGGACCCGAUGGGACCAACGGAAAAGGUGUAUCCCGCCGGGCCAGUGUUGCCGGGGACGCGGGCAGCAGAGGAGGACGAGGAUCUGUUGCUUCAAAUCCAUCAACUCCCGAAAAGUUACUUGAGAAAGAAAAGAAAACGAAGAAGGAAAAGGAUAAGAAGAAGAAAGACUGUAAGGAUAAAGAGAAAGAGAAUAAAGAUACCGGAAAGUCUGAGAAGAGCCCAAAGAAGAAAUGGUUUUGGACUUUACCGCUUCGUCGGAAAAAGAAGAACAAAGAUGAUAAUAAUGAGGAUGAUGAUGGCGGAUUCAAAGCUGCGUCCGAAAAAGGGACUCGCAAGCUUGUUCCUCCCCAGAACUCGAGUUUCAUGCGCUACCCUUCACCCGACACCGCUUCUUCCGAUCUCAACUCGUCGCACUCCAGCGACAUGUCCUCCAUAGAGCACAGUAGCUACCGCAGCAGCCCUUCUUCCGAAGUUAAUUAUUACAGCCAACGCGCGCAGUACCUGCACCAGCAGCAGCAAGCUCACCAACAACAUCUGCUGCAGCUGCAACACCAACAGCACCAACAGUUGUUGCAGCAGCAGAUGCAAGCCCAGCAUCAACAUCAGCUUCUCCAGCAUCAGCAGCAGCAGCAGCAGCAGUUGGGUGCUACUGGUAAUCUUAGGUCUCUUCCAACGACGCCGGUUUCUUCCCCAGACGCUCAAGGUUCUUUUGUGAGCUCAUCACCCCUCACGAUGAAUUCUGACGUCACUGAUCUCACAACUGACAUGUCGAGAUCUCGGCAGUAUAUGAGCCGCGACCAAAUGUAUUCUGCGAUGCGGCAUCCACAGUAUUACAAUUAUAACCGGCACUCGUAUGCUGGUUCGGCCACACAGGCUUCAGCAGCAGACGAAGCCAAUAACAAUAGCAACAAUAAUCCGUCGUCAAGCCGUAGUACUUCUCCUGCUGUUUUUGGCAUUAGUCCCUUGCCCUCUAAUACGGUGAGACCUCAGGUCCGGGAGAGGGUAGGCCAUCACGACGAUUACGUUGGUAGAGAGUCACAAGACACUCCAAUUCCGUUUAUUUUUAAAGAGAAUGGCUUCGAAGACCUCAAGUUUUGUAAAGUUGAUCCCCCGGAAGGCUAUGGAGCAUCAGAUCUCGGAUCUUUAUCUUCUGAUUGUGAGGAUAACGACCAGGAGAACGGUACCUCUUCCAGCUCUACCGCCACCACGACCUCUGCACAGUCAAGUUCAAAACCGUUCUCUAAGCAGACGACGCUAUUUGACUUCAAGAAGAUGAUUUUGCAGCAGAGCAUGAACACAGCUGGUGGCAAGGAGAGGAUCUCAGCAGUAGAAAUGCUUAAAGCCUCACGACCAAGUAUUUAUGGUUACGCUCCCCCUCCCGCUCCGAUCAUCAAGCUUCCUCAGCACAAAGACUUCCAGCAGAACAUGGCUUCCAGUAAAUCACAAAGCAAAACCACCAUCGAGGGGGUGAUAAUGCCGCCUACUUCCAGGAACACAGCUCGAGCUUUGCUCUUCCAAAGCCGAUUUGGAAGCGGCCGCCGAUAUCGCGCCUCUAAAACAGAGAUCAUUAGUACUACCAUUCUUGAGGACCAUGGCGGUGAGAUCUCCGAAGAAGCAGACAUGGAGGAAUCAGAAGAGGAAGAAGAUGACGAUGAGGAGGAGAGCAGCGUUUGUGGAGCUGGGAAACGAGGACUGCGAGGUCCGAUAACCCGUACACUUAGUGAAUCUGACAGCGGAUUAAUAGGUUCUUUGGGUACCCCUAGCUCUUCACCCAGCAAAAUUCGCAGUAACGUACCACACUCCACACCCAACCCGAGUAAGACGGGUUCCGUACCUCCCCCGUCAUUAGCCGAUGUAUCCCGCAUUAGAGAUGUAGGGGGAGAAACUCCUCCAUCUAAGAACGGAGUGAAGGCUGAUAAUGGCACAAACUCUUCUCCAGAGGAGUCCAUGGAGACGGCCCUCUGACACCAGUUGAAAUCUAGUCCUCCCAAAUAAGUGGACCGCGUCGGCCGCUUGCCAGUGACCGAUGUAGUUCUUUUUGCUCACCGCCUACAAUAAUGAUAAAUGUGCGUGUUGGUGCGGUAUCAACAUACUACGUUACUCAAUAAUAGAAUUACUCUUAAGUAAUAGACUUGCUGAUAAAUAUAUCGAUGCUCUGUGAGAUAAAUCAGCGGCGUUGCUUGCGCUUGCAGUAGAUGUGUUGCGGAGUACGAAGUUCUUUGGUGGGCGGAAAUAGAAUUUGAUAAAAAAUGUUCUAGGUAAUUUCUGUACGUCGACUGCUUUACUGAAGUCAUUGGUAGCGGUGUAAGGUUGAAUGUAUUUGUAAAUUGUUUGAGAAGCUUUUGUGCUGCAGAUCUCACGGCCUGUACCAGCCGCUGGCUUCUAUUCUGCUAAGAUAUCAUCGCUUAUAACGGCUCAUACGCAAACAUUUUUUUAGCGCAUAUAUAAUUUUUAUAUGAACAUUUUCUCAUUCUUCGACUUUUUAUAGAGACGCACUCAUUAGGUUUGGAUAAGAGUUCCUAACUUUAUUGUUUUCAUGUGAAAGUGAACGUAUAUUGAAUUACUGGAAUCAUGUUAGCUUAA